Mesorhabditis belari is the source of this 657-nucleotide messenger RNA. The record is from the annotation of a GenBank genome assembly. Lineage: Eukaryota; Metazoa; Nematoda; Chromadorea; Rhabditida; Rhabditidae.
AUGGAAAUUGCAACCAAUGUAAUUUUCGUUGAGGAUCUGUAUCGAAUCGCCUGGGAGGUGGCGAGUGCACUGGAGUUCCUCGCCUCCAAAAAUGUCAUCCAUCGUGAUGUGGCGGCCCGCAAUAUUCUGCUUACUUUGCAAAAAACAUCUAAGCUGUCCGACUUCGGGCUGAGUCGUAGCUCAAAUGAGGCGCUCUACACUUCGCAUGGCGGCUGUCUCCCCAUCAAAUGGACGGCUCUUGAGGCAAUCGAGUUCGGUAUAUUUACCGAGAAAGCUGAUGUCUGGUCAUUUGGGGUUCUUCUCUGGGAAAUGUUCUCUUUCGGUGACACGCCCUACGAGGAUCUGGAGCCAUCAAGACUGCUCGGCGAGCUGCAGAAAGGCUUUCGAUUGAUACCCCCGCACCGGACACCGACACAAAUUUCGGAAGUGAUGACUUCUUGUUGGAAAACCCGUCUCACAAACCGACCCACCUUCCAGGAAAAGACCGGGAAUUAUCGACGUAAGCCGACCGAUUUUCUUUGGGGGCCGAAAGUGACGCGUCAUACACGAGCUCUUCUUCGUCUCACCACAAAUCCAACAAAUCACCGGUGGAUCGUUGCGGUUCGAGUUUACGAUCACGAAUCGUUUCCACGACCAGCCGCUACUCAACAAAACUCU